Messenger RNA from Elaeis guineensis (African oil palm), 3596 nucleotides. Its product is annotated as putative disease resistance protein RGA3. The record is from RefSeq and is a predicted model, not a curated record. NCBI's taxonomy places the organism in Eukaryota, Viridiplantae, Streptophyta, Magnoliopsida, Arecales, Arecaceae. Gene Ontology annotation, molecular function: ADP binding.
CCAAGCGAAAAGACUCAAAAGCUAGCUCAUCUCUGAACUCCAUCCAGAUCCAACUGUUACGGAGUCACAAGAGAGAAGAGAGAGUUCAACAAUGGCAGGUGCAAUUUUAUCUUCCAUCAUCUCAAUCGCCGGCAAGCUGAUAGCUCCAAUACGAGGAUCAUCAGCCCCAAAUCCAUUCAGCUGCGUCAAAGAAGAUCUCAAGCAUUUGAGGAGGACACUGCUGAGAAUUCAAGCAGUUCUCAACGACGCAGAGAUGAGGGAGAUCCAAGACGAGUCAGUGAAGCUCUGGCUGCAUGAGCUCAAGUCCCUAUCUAACGAUGCCGAGGACGUGCUGGACGAGUACAACUACGAGCUGCUACGGAUCCAAAUAGAAGGCGGGACUAGUUCAGCACCAUCCAGCAAGAGGAAACGCGGCGAGGUAAUGAUCUCAUCUUCAACAAAUUUUCCAUUUACAGAAGGCAUGGCAGUUAGAAUUAGGGAGAUCAGGAUGAGGUUUGAUGAGAUUGCAAAGGAGAGGGAUGCCCUUCAUUUAAGAGAAGAAGAUGGAGAGAGACGAUUUCUUACUACAGGAAAGCCACCACCUACGAGCUCGAUCGUCGAUGAAUGGAGAGUUUAUGGCAGAGAAGAAGAGAAGAGAAAGCUGACGGAAUUGUUGCUAUACAAUGAAGAUAAGUUUUCAGUCAUUCCAAUAAUAGGAAUGGGAGGAGUGGGUAAGACGACACUUGCUCAGCUUGUCUACAAUGAUUCCGUGGUAUGUCAACAAUUCAGCACAAAGAUAUGGGUUUCCGUUUCCGAAGAUUUCGAUGUGAUGAGGAUAACGAAAACAAUCAUUAAAUCAAUUGCUUCAACUUCUAGCAGUGCUGAUGAUCAUACCGAACUUGACAAUCUGCAUAGUACUCUCACGAAAGCAUUAGAAGGAAAAAGAUUGUUGCUUGUACUAGAUGAUGUAUGGAAUGAGAGGCCGAGUCUAUGGGAAACACUUCGAGCCCCUCUAGUUCAGGAAUCGACUACUAGCAAAAUCAUAGUAACCACAAGAAAUGAAUCAGUUGCUAGGAUAAUGCAAACUGUCACCCCUAUUCGCUUGGGCUCAUUGGAUGACGACUAUUGUUGGUUGGUGUUCAAGACCUAUGCAUUUGAAAGACAAGUUUCAAUUAAGAUCGAUGCUCCUCCAAAUUUAGAAGCCAUUGGCCGUAAGAUUGCUUUGAAGUGCAAAGGACUGCCUUUGGCUGCAAAGACAUUGGGAAGCCUUCUACGCUUUGAAACUGAUGAAGAAAGAUGGAAGGAUAUUUCAGAAAGCGAGCUGUGGCAUUUAUUUGAUGAAGAGAGAAAUGAGAUUUUGCCAGCUCUGAGUUUGAGCUAUCAUCGCAUGCCAGCACAUUUGAAGCAGUGUUUUGCAUAUUGUUCUUUGUUUCCUCAAGGUUAUCUGUUUGAGAAAGAGUAUAUGGUAAACUUGUGGAUGGCUCAAGGUUAUAUUCGACAAGAUGGAAGAAAUUCGGUGGAAGCCGUUGGCAGUUCAUAUUUUGAUGAGUUGGUACAGAGAUCAUUCUUUCAACAUUCACAACUUGAUGCUGAAGUGGGAAAGUUUGUAAUGCAUGAUCUCAUUCAUGAUCUGGCAAAAUCCAUCUCUGGGAGUGCAUGUGUUAUGACAGAGGAUCAUAAGUUAUCCAAUCUGCCUGAAGAUGUUCUCCAUGCAUCCCUGCUUGCCAGCAGCGAUUAUCAUGGGGUUCCGGAUCUUCCUUUUCUUCAGAACAAAAAGAAGGGUAAAGGAAAGGGUCUUCCUCAGCGGAUCCCAAUCAGAUUGGACUCCUUGAAAGAUCCUCUACGUCUGCGUACAUUGCUCAUACCUGGGUCAAAUAGACUGCAGCCAUUUGAAGUACAUUUGGAGAUGCAAAAUGAUCAGUUUCAAAAUUUGACAUGCUUACGAGCAAUGGACCUGAGUCACUCUGCCAUAGAAGAGCUGCCAGACUCAAUUGGGGAGCUGAAGCACCUUCGCUACCUUCGUCUUCAGAACACUAGCAUCCGGGUACUGCCUGAAUCAGUAUGCGUGCUGUACAAUUUGCAAGUAUUGGACUUGAAGCAUUGCUAUGAUCUUUUGGAGUUACCCAGAGGCAUAGGGAACCUUACUAGUUUAAGGCAUCUCAUACUACCAAUAUUGGAUGAUUCACAUGUCUGCAUUCCACCUGGGAUUGGAAAGUUGAUUCAUCUUCAGACUCUGCCAAUUUUCUAUGUAGGGUAUAAAUGUCACUGUGGAACAGGAGAAUUAAAGGAUUUGACAAACCUCAAACUCAGAGAGCUUCGCAUGGUGGGCCUUGAGAAGGUGACUGAGGAGAUGAAUCCUGAUUUAAAGAAGAUGAAGAACAUCCAAAAACUGACACUGUGUUGGCAUUCGCAUAGCUAUGAACCAUGCAGCUACAGAGGCAAUACCAGUAUCGAUGAUGCCUUUGUUGGUAGGCAAAGCAGUAACAAUGUCAGCAACAGACAUGGGUUAGCUGUUGAUAAAUCGACAGCGGCAUCUACGCUUGAGAACCUCCAACCUCAUACCAACAUCUCGGAGUUGGUUAUACGAGGAUAUAAUGGCACAAGACUUCCAUGCUGGAUGGGUGAUCGAUCCUUCUCCAAACUUGUCUCUGUGAAACUCGAGUUCUGCAAUGACAAAUGUGCACUCCUUCCACCCCUCGGUCAACUUCCAUCACUGCGGAUCCUCUCUAUAGGAGGAAUGGAAAGUUUGCGAGGUAUUGGCAGGGAGUUCUGUGGCUGUGCCUCAGAUAUCACCAAGGCCUUCCCAGCACUGGAGACAUUGGAAUUCACUGAGAUGUGGGAGUGGGAGGAAUGGUGUGGGAUUAAGGAUGGUGAAUUCCCUCGCCUUCGUGAGCUUACAAUAAGUGAUUGUCCCAAGCUGUGUAGGCUUCCAGGCUUGCCUUCAUCCCCACUGACUGAGUUGGAGCUAUAUGAAUGCAAGGCACUGACUGCAAUACCUGCUCUUCCAUCACUAGUUAGUCUGAAACUAUGGGGGGAAUGCAAUUUCAAUAUAUGGUCCUCCUCUUUAGACCUCCCCAGGCUCCAAUACUUGAAAGUUUCCAACUCACAUAGGCUGAGAAUGCUUCAUCUGCAUCAGAACCUAAGUUCGCUCAGAGUGGUGAGGAUUGAGAAUUGUCCGAAUCUUACAACAACCGCAGGACUGCAAUGUUUUAGCUCCCUCCAAUGCUUGGAAAUAUACAAAUGCGGCCACUCGUGGAUCUCACGGGAUGAAAAGUUGGCAUCAAAGACGCUUGUAUGUUUCUGGCCUUCCGACCGCUUGCCCCAUCAGCAGCCAAAUGUUGUUUCUUUCGACAACACGUCAACUCCAUCUCGCGUCCAUGCCAAGGGGAGCGAGAUCUUCUACGGUACACAAAAAGUAUCGCAGAGUGCUGUGCAUAUAUUGAGACGUUCAUCGAAAAAAGAACAGUUAUGGGAUAUUUAUCUAGACUAUUCAAAUGUCCUUGGGACUUAUCCAUUUUUCUUUUCUUAGUAUUUUAACGCGUGUGCAAACACACGCGGCCACUCAUUUUUUGAUGAACAUUUUUGAAACAUGUAUAGCAUCAUGUGGUACUUUUUAA